Paracoccidioides lutzii Pb01 is the source of this 450-nucleotide messenger RNA. RefSeq lists its product as hypothetical. The transcript is spliced from 4 exons. The record is from RefSeq and is a predicted model, not a curated record. Bases 1 to 450 code for a protein of 149 amino acids.
AUGGAACAACUUCUGGCCCUCUGGCGGAAUUUCCUGCCAGGUGACGACCUGUUUGAUGCACGAAACGAGAAUCUCAUAUGGCUUUUCGUUGAUGUUCCUAUUGAUGUAGGGAUGCUUGGAAAGCAAGGCUUAGCCGCCCAGAAGGAGAUUCUGGACUGGUUCCACAUGGUUCGCGGCUGUAACUCCGUCCUCCAGUCGCAGUGGGAGACUCUAUCCCACAGCUUCCUCGCCCCGCUUCUGAACAAAGCUAUGACGCAGCAAACCGCACCCUCGCAUUUACUUAGGAACCUUACAGCUCCACUCCAACCCGAAAUGCGAUCCCAAGUAUAUGCCAACACCGCUAAACCCCAAUCCCAACUACAGACACCAAUCGCCAUGUCUCAAAGCUUAAUACACCUUGCUACUCGGCCAAGCUUUCCCAUCACCCGCCACCUUGAUAAACGAACAUAG